UUUUUGACACAGCGUUAGACAACGCAGAGAAGGUGUAUUAUAAUUUUAGUUUUUCUAAACAACGUGCUCUUAUCAAUAAAUUUUCAAAUAUAAACAAAAGGGAGAAAUAAUAAUAUAAAAAUGGUGCAAGGAAAGUUUAAAAAAGCUAAAUUACCAGCCAGCGUGCAAAAGAAACAAAAGCAGGCAAAGGCGAAGCCAUUUACAAGAAGGUCCAAUGCACCCAUACAGCCAAAAAAAGCCAAAUUCAAUGAACAACAAAAAAUUAAAAAUGCUAUUUCAAAAACUGUAAACAAAUCAGUUGAAAAUGAAUUACGUUCUCGUGCCGUUGAAGGGCAAAUUAAACUGAGCAAAGCACAGGAAGCAGUGGCAAAAUAUCAUCAAGCGAAAACUGCAACGGAGGCAGGACCAUCGUCUUCAGCGUCGUAGUAUAUGCGCUGGUUUGAUUUUUAAAUUAUAUAGUGAUGGAAAAAAAUUUGAACUGGUAGAGUGUAAACAUUCUCCUUGUUGCAACGAAAAAUUAUAAAUUAAAUUUUAUCACUGUUGUAUUUAUUUACAAACAUAUAUGGUAUAUAUGUGUGUAGUUUUUAUAUGCAAACAUGUAUUUAGAUUGAUUUUUAUAACUGUUAGUUCAAAUAAUAUUAAGUAUUAACAAUAA
This is a messenger RNA of Bactrocera dorsalis (oriental fruit fly), 655 nucleotides long. RefSeq names its product UPF0390 protein zgc136864. Bases 121 to 426 code for a protein of 101 amino acids. The transcript is spliced from 2 exons. The record is from RefSeq and is a predicted model, not a curated record. Lineage: Eukaryota; Metazoa; Arthropoda; Insecta; Diptera; Tephritidae.